AUAUAAAUAAUAUUAAAAUGUACAUUUCAAAAGUAAAUAGUAACAAAUGUGAUAUUUAUUAAAAAAAAAAUAAAAAAACAUAUAAUUCAAAAUAAACCAAAAUAUUUUUAUCCCAAAAAAAAUCUUUAUUAUUAUUUACAAGAAUUAUUUAAUUUAGUAAAUGAUUUAUUUAUUAUAUCAAUAAGAAUUGAUUUGUGUGUGUGUGAAUGAUGGCUAAUCGAAAACCAAACAGUGCAACGUCACGACUCAAACAAGAUUAUUUAAGACUUAAAAAAGAUCCAAUUCCAUAUAUAACUGCAGAACCUGUACCUUCGAAUAUACUAGAAUGGCAUUAUGUAGUACACGGUCCAGAGAAUACACCAUAUGAAGGUGGUCUCUAUCAUGGUAAAUUAGUAUUUCCUAGAGAAUUUCCAUUUAAACCACCAUCAAUAUAUAUGAUAACACCAAGUGGACGAUUUAAAACGAAUACACGAUUAUGUUUAAGUAUAUCAGAUUUUCAUCCAGAUACAUGGAAUCCAGCUUGGAGUGUUUCUACUAUUUUAACUGGAUUACUUAGUUUUAUGACGGAGAAGAGUCCAACGUUAGGUAGCAUUGAAACAUCGGAUUUUGAAAAACGACAAUUUGCCAUUCAGUCAUUAGAUUUUAAUUUAAAUGAUAAAGUGUUUUGUGAAUUAUUUCCAGAAUCAGUUACCCAAAUACAGAAUGAAAUAUUAAAAAGAAAUGCUAUGGAAGCAGCUGAACGAAAUAAUUGUCAAGAGCAAAUAACACAAGGCAAUACAGAGCAAAGUUCAUUUCAGGCAGCAAUCACAAAUCUAUGUGUGAUCAUAGGUUUUGCUGCAUUUGCUUACACGGUUAAAUAUGUGAUUAGAAGUUUGGGAACAGAUUAACAUAACAAAUGUAAUUAAAAAGAAAA
This is a messenger RNA of Chrysoperla carnea, 913 nucleotides long. RefSeq names its product ubiquitin-conjugating enzyme E2 J2. Lineage: Eukaryota; Metazoa; Arthropoda; Insecta; Neuroptera; Chrysopidae. Bases 207 to 887 code for a protein of 226 amino acids. The transcript is spliced from 4 exons. The record is from RefSeq and is a predicted model, not a curated record.